Eremothecium sinecaudum is the source of this 1494-nucleotide messenger RNA. Its product is annotated as pepsin-like aspartic protease. The transcript has a single exon. The coding region runs from base 1 to 1494 and encodes 497 amino acids. The record is from RefSeq and is a predicted model, not a curated record. Gene Ontology annotation, molecular function: aspartic-type endopeptidase activity. Gene Ontology annotation, biological process: proteolysis. NCBI's taxonomy places the organism in Eukaryota, Fungi, Ascomycota, Saccharomycetes, Saccharomycetales, Saccharomycetaceae.
AUGAACUUACGCGCGAUUGCCAUUACUGCUGGCAUGUUAGCCAGCGUUUCAUUGGGGAGCGCUGAUUUACCAAAUAAUAAUGAUUUGCCAACCGGCUCUAAGUAUAUGAAGUUAGAUGUGGAGAAGUGGUGGGGUGACAGCUUUGCUUCUGCUCGCAGGAAAUUACCCAAUAAGUUUAUUGAACUUGAAAAACGUGACAAUGACUAUGUUUCAGUCGAGAUAAAUAAUAAGCAAACAUACUAUUCCGUUGAUUUACACAUAGGUACUCCUCCGCAGCAAGUAACUGUGUUAGUGGACACUGGUUCAGGUGAUUUAUGGGUAGUGGGCGCAGGUGUUUACUGUGGACCCAAUUAUUCUCCAACAUCCUUGGAUUGUAUGGGAAUGGGGGCAUUUAAUACUAGUUCUUCAUCUUCUUGGAAAGGGAAUAAUACGGAAUUUAGUAUAUCAUACGCAGAUGCUACUUAUGCAUCCGGUGAGUGGGGUGUUGAUACGUUGAGAUUUGGCGAUUUGCAUGUUGACGGCUUAACAUUUGCUGUCGCUAAUGCGACCAACUCAUCUACCGCGGUGCUGGGGAUUGGUCUGCCGGGCAUUGAAUCCACAAACCUGAAUUCUCGUAGUCUGUCUGACGGAUAUACCUAUGACAACCUGCCUGUCAUGCUAAAACGCGAUGGUGUUAUUGCAAAAAACGCUUACUCUUUAUUCACGAACCAAUUAACUGCGGAUUCAGGCUCAGUCCUCUUUGGUGGUGUGGAUCAUAAAAAAUACAGCGGGCAGCUGCUUACAUUGCCCAUAGUUAAUACAUACCCCGGACUUCCUGCGCCAGUUGAGUUAGCUAUAGCUCUAGAUGGAAUUGGAUAUAGCACCGACCGAAGCAGACAAACUAUAGUGAGUACAUCAUUCGCAGCUUUACUGGAUUCUGGUACCACUUUCUCAUACUUUCCAGUCAGAGUUGCUGAGGUUUUGGCUGAUGCGGUUGGCGCAAGAUGGAGUUCACGCGCUGGGGCAUUUCUCGGACGCUGUACUCCUGAGAGCAAUAGUGCUGCAUUUGACUUCAAUUUCGGAGGUGCCCGAAUUAGCGUCCCAAUAUCAAAUUUCAUCCUACAAACUCGUCAGCCUGGCCUCUGUGCAUUCUCCUUCUUCCCUCACUCACGAAGUAUUAUUAUUUUAGGCGAUGUCUUUUUGUCUAGCGCGUAUGUUGUCUACGACCUCGAAAACUAUGAAAUUUCCCUGGCUCAAGCAACAUACGACUCUAGUGAAGAGAUUGAGCCUAUAAUAUCUACUGUUCCUAGAGCAGUUCGUGCUUCUGGUUAUAGUGCGACGUUGAGGCCAGGAGCUACACCUGCGGGCGGUGGUGACGUAUACGGUUCAGACGAAAGCACUGGUGUAAGCACACGAAGUCGGAGCGAAGGCAUUUUUGUGAAUGGUGGACAAAUUCUAGGUUCUUGCACAUCCAUUGCCUUCAGUAUUAUUGGAUUAUUGUCCGUCAUAAUUUAA